This is a messenger RNA of Capsicum annuum, 657 nucleotides long. RefSeq lists its product as uncharacterized. The transcript has a single exon. The record is from RefSeq and is a predicted model, not a curated record. Gene Ontology annotation, molecular function: enzyme inhibitor activity. Bases 1 to 657 code for a protein of 218 amino acids. NCBI's taxonomy places the organism in Eukaryota, Viridiplantae, Streptophyta, Magnoliopsida, Solanales, Solanaceae.
AUGGUUAAGAGUCAAGAAUCCGGCUACAAAGACACAAAGCAAAAUAUGAAUUCUCUGCACAAACUGGCAUUUCAGUAUCCCCUUUUAUUGUUCUGCUUUAUCCUGUUUCUAUCUCCUCUCUAUUUAAGUGCUGCUGCUCCACUUUCAAAACCAAGUAACACAAAUAAUGCCAUGACACUUGUUAACAAAGCUUUUUCACAGAGAACCAACAAAACAUCAUGCAUAAACUACCUCAAAAGCAAUCCAAAGAUUAUGGCAGCUGCAGCAACAUCAAAGCCCUUGGACUUUGCACUUGUGACUCUUCAGUCAGCAGUAGACCAAGCCAAAAAUACACAUGCAUACAUAUCCAAACACAGGACAGCAAAACUCAGUCCACAAACUAUUGAGGCUUAUAAUUCUUGCAAAACUUAUUGGGGUGACGCGGCUAGUGGAUUGGAAUUCAAUCUCAAGACUAUUAAAAAGGAUAAAGGGCCAAAUGAUACAUCGGAUUAUGAUCUUAAGGUGACUCUCGACCAUGGCACAAUUUGUGCAACUGCGUUAGCGGAUGCACGAAUUCAAGAUCCUGAAAUAGGAAACGGGCUUGACAAUGCGUGGCUGGCUGUAGGAGCUGUGAACACUAUUCUUGGGGGAGUAAAGCCUCCCAAAAAGCUGGACUAG